Molecule: messenger RNA, 1359 nt
Organism: Orbicella faveolata
Lineage: Eukaryota; Metazoa; Cnidaria; Anthozoa; Scleractinia; Merulinidae
Source: RefSeq, a predicted model, not a curated record
UAAUAAACCACAGUCGCCAUACGAUAUCUCACGAUCAUCUCCACUCGCCGCUGAAAAGAGGUGCCACCUUAACAGUGCUUUCCCGUUUUUCCUUUGUUUUGUAGCAUUUUCAAAUUUGGUUCACAACAAAAACAAUUCAUUCAAGAUGUCUAGCGAGGUACUACUCAAAGUUCGCGAGCGAAUGCAAAAACUCAAAGACAAAAUCGACGACGCCGAGGAACGGGAGCAUAAUGCCAAAACGAGUAUGAAAGAGGUGGAAGCCACUUACAACCAGCAUGAGUCUGACAUCGACUCGAUGAAAAAGAGAAUUUCACUUCUUCAGAAAGAGCUGGACGAGAAGAAAGUCCUAUUGGAGGAAAGGAAAAUGAAGAGUGAAGAAUACGAGGAAAAGUGUGUGCAGGAGAGUGAAGUGGUGCGAACCCUGGAGAGCGUCGAGAUCGACGAAGACGAGAGAAUACACCAGAUUGAGACAGAUCUAGCCGAGACGACAGUAAGAGCCGACACCAUGGAGCUACAAAGCACGGAACUCAAGCAAAAACUUGGGCAGUUGGAAAACGAAAUUCAAAAGGCAAACGAACGCGAGGGUGCCGCUUUGCAGAAAAUCGAUAAUUUGCAAGAGCGCGUCAACCAAGCUGGGGAAAAUCUGCGAGAUCUGGAACAGAAGGAUGAGGACGCAAGCGAGCGUGAGCAAGAAAACGAAGAGAAGGUAUCAUUCCUGGAGAGCCAAGUCAAGGAAAUGUCGGCGGGUGCGGAAGAUGAGGAGAGAAAAAUACCACCAUUAGAACGUGUAAUCGAUCAGAUGACUGCAGAAUUAGAAGAAUGGAAAAAGAAGGCGAGCGAUAUUAGGAAGGAGUUUGAUGACAUGGACCUGCUUGUCGGCGAGGGGCUGAGCGACGACGAGGACGACGACUUCGUGCCGAAGAAACAACCAGCGACGCCGGCAGCCAAGGAGGAAGACGAAGAGGACGAGGAGAAAGAAUUGGAAGACGACGACAGAGCGAGAAACGAGGACCAAGAGCGAUACGAUGACGACGAAGAAGAUGAAGACUGAUAUGAAUAUACGAAUAACGUUAUGCUAGCUAGGCAUGUCAAAUUGAGAGUCGAUGUGCGUAUAGGUUUGUUCGAAAAGGUUUUUUUUUAAGCCAUGUUUUCCAUUUCAUAACCGAAGACUUAGUUAGAAGAUACAAUGUCUUAUGGGUUCAAACGUUUAACGAAUCGGGGGAGGGAGGGUGGUGCGAAAUUGAGGAGGGAACCUCGCUAAUCAGUGAAUUCAUUACAAGCCAGUGAACCGAAAAUCUGCAAUAUUCUAGAUCAUUUGUAACAUGCCUUUUUGUUCGAUUAAAAGAAAAUUUUAUCUUU